Molecule: messenger RNA, 3938 nt
Organism: Pimephales promelas (fathead minnow)
Lineage: Eukaryota; Metazoa; Chordata; Actinopteri; Cypriniformes; Leuciscidae
Product: cytochrome P450 2J4
Biological process (GO): xenobiotic metabolic process
Cellular component (GO): intracellular membrane-bounded organelle; cytoplasm
Molecular function (GO): heme binding; oxidoreductase activity, acting on paired donors, with incorporation or reduction of molecular oxygen, reduced flavin or flavoprotein as one donor, and incorporation of one atom of oxygen; iron ion binding
Source: RefSeq, a predicted model, not a curated record
CUAUUGAGCCAAAUGUCAGGGGAGUGGUAGGCUAAGGGGACAAAUGGACAAAGACUGCCUGUUCAGCAUAUUCUGCUAAUGUCACAUUUUACUUCUUCGCCUGCCAUGGCGUUAACUGCGAUUCUCGAGUAUCUUGAUUUUAAGGGACUAUUGCUCUUCGUAGUGGCUUUUCUUUUGGUGGCAGACUACUUGAAGAACAGAAACCCACCGAAUUACCCACCAAGCCCGUUCUCUCUUCCACUCCUAGGAAACAUCUUCAAUGUUGACUCCAAAGAGCCACAUACAUAUCUGACAAAGCUAGGCCAUGCCUACAACAAUAUCUUCAGUCUGCGAUUAGGGAGAGACAAAGUGGUCUUCAUUACUGGUUAUAAAAUGGCGAAGGAGGCCCUGGUGACUCAAGCAGAAAACUUUGUGGACCGCCCCUACAGUCCAGUGCUAGAACGAGUCUAUUCGGGCAAUGCUGGACUCUUCUUCAGUAAUGGUGAGAUAUGGAAGAAGCAACGACGUUUUGCUCUGUCAACGCUGAGGAACUUUGGUUUGGGAAAGAAAACAUUGGAGCUGGCCAUCUGUGAAGAGAGCCACUUCCUGCUGGAUGAGAUGGACAGACAGAAAGGAGCUGCCUUUGACCCUACAAUCCUGUUCAACAAUGCUGUUUCCAAUAUCAUCUGCCAAAUGGUGUUCGGUCAGAGAUUUGAUUAUACUGACCACCAGUUCAAGAAAAUGCUAAAAUAUAUUUCUAAAGGCAUUCAAUUAGAGGGCUCCAUUUGGGGGCAGCUCUAUGAAGCAUUUCCAGGCAUUAUGAAGCACCUUCCAGGGAAGCACAAUGACAUGUUCAAUAACUACAAACUAUUAAAAGCCUUCGUAAGAGAGGUUGUUAUCAAACACAAGGCCGAACUAGACCCCUCAGAACCUCGGGACUACAUCGACAGCUUCCUUAUAGAGAUGAUGGAGAAGCCACAUGAAACAGCAGACGGUUUUGAUGAACAGAACCUCGUUCCAUGUGUUCUAGACCUGUUUCUGGCCGGGACUGAAACUACAUCCACCACAUUAUCUUGGGGUAUCAUAUACCUCAUCACUUACCCAGAAGUUCAAGAAAAGGUCCAGGAGGAGAUAGACAGAGUGAUUGGACGCUCCCGGGAGCCUAGUAUAGCCGAUAAGGCCAACAUGCCCUUCACUGAAGCUGUCAUGCAUGAAAUUAUGCGAUUUGGAGAUGUUAUACCAAUGAAUGGCUUACGAGUGGCUAAUAAAGACACAACCCUUGGAGAGUGCUUCAUCCCAAAGGGUACAGCAAUUAUGCCCAUACUGCACUCUGUUCUCUUUGAUGAGAAUGAAUGGGAGACACCCUACAAGUUCAAUCCAGGGCACUUUCUAGACAAAGAGGGCAAGUUUGUGAGGCGGGAUGCGUUCAUGCCCUUUUCUGCAGGAAAGAGGGUCUGUUUGGGAGAGCAGCUUGCUAGACUGGAACUCUUCUUAUUCUUUGUCAGUUUGUUCCGAAAAUUUCGAUUUUCAGCCACAGAGGGUGAGAAACUCAACCUCGAUGGAGUGAUAGGAAUAGCACGCACCCCCCACCCCUACAAGAUCCAUGCAACGCCACGCUGAACAAAUCAUAUUCACUACUAUACGAAUAAAUAAACAUUAUUAUAAACAAUUAUAUUAUACAUGUUUCACUUAACAUUUUACAUCUUUGAGAGAACAAAUCUGGAUGUUACGGUUCUUUUUACUAACUUGUUUAAAUACAAAAGUUCAGCCGUUCAUGUUUGUUUAAAGGGUGUGAGAGAAAAGCUUAAGCUCCCAUUUAUGAAACAUGCUUAGUAAUACCCAGUCUACAAAAACUACUAGAGUAAAGAGCUGGAUGAACAUUGUCCUAGUUCCAGGUGAAAAAAAAAGAGAGAAAAGGUCAACAUACACAUUUACUUGUUGGCACGUAAUUCAGAUUGUGUGGGGUGAGGGAAUGAAGUUCAAAUUUAUAAACAGAUAAUGUAUUCUCAUGUUGUAUAAGCUCAUGUAACAAUAUGUUUAUAUGCUGUGCCAUCUCUUAAGACUGAGGAACUAUUUCCUUGUAUAAGCUCUAUUUCAGUCAGAUAACUAAAAACUUCUAAAAGCUAGAAGUACUUCAGUGUGUGUUUGUGCAACACAGCAUAAUACAAUAUAUAAUAAUUUUAAUCUUCAAAAUUUCUAUUCAAGUUAAAUUUUGAUCAAUUGUCUGUACUUUUAGCACUACAAGUGUCGCAUAGUGGGAUUGUAAAAAUAACUAGAAUGUACAUUUCCUGAAGAAAUUGUGAGUGGGUGGGUGCUUUCAGUGGCAAAACUCACCACUCGGUUAUCAUGUAUUUAGCAAGAUGCUAACAUAUUAAGCAUGUUGCUAGCAUGAUGCUAACACAAUUAGCAUGUUGUUAACAUGAUGAUAACACAAUUAAUUAGUGUGAUUAGCAUGUUGCUAAGAUCAUGUUCUAGUAUGAUUUACUCUGUUCUAGUAUGAUUUAUGAUGAUAUACCACAUUGUAGUAUGAUUUGCCAUGUUUCUAGUAUGAUUUACCACGAUUUACCAAGUUCUAGCAUGAUUUACCAUGAUUUAGUCAAAAGAGCCAACCCCCAUUUCUACACCAUGUUCUGAUGCAGAGAUAUGGGUCUUGCCAAACAGUUACUAGGGUACUCUGUUUAGUUGCUAUGGAGUUGCUUGGGAGCUGCCAAUGAUGAAACUCGAAAGGCAGCUUGUCAGUAUGAAUGAUAUAAACCAACUCCCAUGCAUCUUUGUUUUUUGGUUGCAAAGGUGCUCGACAAUGGUUGCUAGGGCAUAGCUAGGAAGUGUUGAGGUGAUUCAUGAUUGACUGUUUGCUUUUUGGCAACGUAAAGUCUGUGGGUUUUUUGGUCACUUUUUCACCCCUAGUACGAACACCGUACCCCUGAUCGCUUAGAAACGUCAUAAUAGACUACACGUUUUUACAUUCAAGGGUCUGUGACAAAAACUGCGGCAGGAGUAGCACUUCAAAAAAGUGGAAUAAAAAAAAAAUAAUAAUAAGUAUAAGCAAUAACAAUAGCCCACUAACGUUAGGAAAUAUUUCAUUCCGGAGUGAGAGGCGAGUAAAGACUUCAACACUGGGAUCAUUAAAAAGGCAAGAAGGUAUUGCAAAACAGACUUCAGUUUAUUCAUCACAUGAAGGCUGCCAGUGCUCUUUAACUGCCAAUAUUACUCUAAUACCAUUAUAUAAGUCCAAUCUUUUUAUUCAAAAUCUCUCACCAAACAAUGACAGUGCUCAUAAAAUUGAGUUCACAAAUUUAAGAUUUCUUCCUUGGAACACAUCAUACAUAAAUAUUAGCAUUUAAAAAUACAUACGCAUUUAACCAUCACAGGCCAAAAAGCCUAGCUGAAUAAAACACCCGAAAAGACAAAUCAGAAUUGCAAUGAUUGACCUUACCCUUAAAAACAGAAUUGAUAGCAUAUUUUUCAAAACGCAACAGCUGGUCUAUUAGCAGAUAGCUCAGUCAAAUCAACCUAAGCAAGGGGCCGAUAUUCACAAUACAGCAAAAGCCAUUUCACGAUGCAGCUAUGUUUCACAAGUCACACAUGUAUUCUCUGAGACACAUUAAAAGCCAUCACAGCAGUUUUCUAUGGCCUGUUAUAAUUCUGUGCUGGUGUUCAAAUCCUGAUAAUUGAGGUCUUCACACAGACAGGAAACGUAAAGUGGAUAAAAAGGCCCUUCUGCUUGUUAAAAUAGCAUGCAAGAGUCCUAUCACAGUCAACUGAUUAUAAAAUACUAUAACUGGCUCAAUAAAGCACCUGGAUUUAAGGUUUAAUCAAUUAGAGUGAUUAUAUGCAUGUCUUUUUUAAUGUUGCUUUGUUGUUUAAGAAAGUCGUUGAAAUAGGAAGAAAGAAACUAAAGAAUAUGGUGUCCAGCACCAAAUACAUCUUCCUCCUGAUCUAAGCAUUUUGAUUAGUUA